Messenger RNA from Setaria italica (foxtail millet), 1100 nucleotides. RefSeq names its product vesicle-associated membrane protein 721. The coding region runs from base 162 to 830 and encodes 222 amino acids. Gene Ontology annotation, biological process: vesicle-mediated transport. The record is from RefSeq and is a predicted model, not a curated record. Lineage: Eukaryota; Viridiplantae; Streptophyta; Magnoliopsida; Poales; Poaceae. The transcript is spliced from 5 exons. Gene Ontology annotation, cellular component: membrane.
CCAUUGCCAAGCUCCCCUUUUCCCCCCUCCCCCUCCUCCUCCUCCUCCCGCUCCCUCCAUCCCCCACCACCCCCGGCGAGCUCCUCCACCGGCGGCAGCGGAAGAGCGGCGGGGGGGACCGAGCCUAGUAGGUGAGGGAAAGGGCGAGCUGAGCCAGUGCGAUGGGGCAGCAGCAGCUGAUCUACGCGUUCGUGGCGCGGGGCACGGUGGUGCUGGCCGAGUACACCGAGUUCACCGGCAACUUCACCACCAUCGCGGCGCAGUGCCUGCAGAAGCUCCCCGCCAGCAACAACAAGUUCACCUACAACUGCGACGGCCACACCUUCAACUACCUCGUCGAGGACGGAUUCACGUACUGUGUAGUUGCUGUUGAGUCAGUCGGGCGACAAGUUCCCAUUGCUUUCCUGGACAGAGUUAAGGAAGAUUUCACCAAAAAAUAUGGUGGUGGGAAAGCAGCUACUGCAGCAGCAAACAGCUUGAACAGGGAGUUUGGAUCAAAACUUAAAGAGCACAUGCAGUACUGUGUGGACCACCCUGAGGAGGUCAGCAAGCUUGCCAAGGUGAAGGCCCAAGUCUCAGAAGUUAAAGGAGUUAUGAUGGAGAACAUUGAGAAGGUUCUGGACCGUGGUGAGAAGAUUGAGCUGCUUGUUGACAAGACUGAAAAUCUGCGUUCUCAGGCACAAGAUUUCAGGCAGCAGGGCACUAAGGUGCGGCGAAAGAUGUGGCUGCAGAACAUGAAGAUCAAGCUGAUCGUGCUGGGCAUCAUCAUCGCGCUCAUCCUCAUCAUCAUCCUGUCGGUGUGCCACGGCUUCAAUUGCGGCAAGAAGUGAGGAGAUGGCGAGAACGAUUGGUAUGGAGAGUUUUGCUCUGUUAGUGGCGCUGAUUAUUCUUGGUGAUCACAGAGAGUGUGCGUUCCUGAUGUCUGUGUCCGUGGUUGGUGGUUGAUUGCUGUUGGGUUGGUUGGUUGGGGGAAGUGACUGGGUGAGAAGUGGGGGUUGAGUGUCGUGUAAUUUUGGAUGCUACUAUUGUGCAUUGUAUAGCUUGUAUGCUACCCUGGUCCGUUCCGCUAUAUCAGUAGAGGUUAUUACGUUUGCUCUCCA